GCAGCACUUCCGGGUUGGGAGUGAGGCGGCGCCAGUUUCGGAAGGAAUAAAAUGGAAGGAGAAGCGAGCAGAUUUGAAAUCCAUACUCCAGUUUUUGACAAGAAAAAGAAAAAGAAGCAUUGUGUACAUAAGGAAAGACAUGAGAAACAUUCCCAAGAAAGUUUCAGAGACUCCUCCCUGAUAAGUGAACAGCCUCAAAUAACUAAGAGUAAAAAGAAAAGAAAAGAUUUCCAAAUUCUGGUUUCUUCUCCUUUGAAAAAAUCAAAACUCUGUGAUGAGACUGGAAGGGCCACUUCUACACAUAAAAAGAAGAAAAAGAAAAGAACUAGUGCUUUGGGGGUAGACAAGGAGAUAGGUGUUACAUGUGUCCGUGUGGAUAAAGAAAACAUUGAGAACAUGCCAAAGAAUUCUAAAAAGGGUGAUGAUGCUGUUGAUGUUGGUAAGAACAUGAAACAAAAGUUGACAAAACAGCCGAAAGCAGACAAGCUGCAUGUAGUUGCUAAGUCACAUAAAAACGAAUCAGAAGAACUGCACUAUAAAGUUAGAAAGAAAAAGUCUAAAAAUCGUCACAGGGAAGUUGCCUCCUGUACUGCCCUACAGGAAAGCCAGCAUACAAGUAUCACCCUGCCCCAGCUGGAAUCUCAUGAGCAGGAAUCCUGGCCUUCUGUGAGCCAAGAAGGCAAAAUUACAGAACUACCAAUAUCUGCUGAUAAAAACAAGUCGAAGAAAAAAAAGGCCAAAUCCAGUAACCAGGAAUUCAAGGCAUCGGCCAUGCCUGAGAAUCUUGUGAGUGUGCACUCUGCAGGAUCACUAGUGGUCAGUGAGGUUGGCGCUGUGGAAAGCAGUGAUGUCCUUACGGGGGUCACGGAAUCCAGUAGUGCAAAGAAAAAGGGUAAGAAAAGGAAGCACGCUUCUGUCGAAAGUGCCGUGGCGUCCAGUGGUGAGUUUUCUGUGCUCAGUAGGAACUCUGAGAACUCUGACUCACUGGAAAGUGGCAGUGCCUUGAUCAAAGGAAGGGUGAAGCCCAGGCCACAAAAGAAGAAAGCCCGGGCCUGUGCAGCAGACGGGCAUGUGGAAGAGGUGUGCAGCUUAGAACCUACAAAUGAAGAAGACGACAAUUUAGAGUCAGCUAAAGAUUCUGAAACAAAACAUUCAUCUGAAGAUUGGAGGGAUGCAAGUGAUUUGGAUAUGGAUUUGGAUUCUGCCGUGAAGCAGCUCCAAGAAUUCAUUCCUAACAUAAAGGAAAGGGCUGCCACUACGAUUAAACGGAUGUAUCGGGAUGACUUGGGGCGAUUUAAAGAAUUUAAAGCACAAGGUGUCACUAUUAAAUUUGGCAAGUUUUCUGUCAAGGAAAAUAAGCAGUUAGAGAAAAACGUGCAAGAAUUUCUGGCCCUGACAGGAAUUGAGAGUGCAGAUAAGCUGCUCCACACAUACAGAUACCCAGAGGAAAAAUCUAUGAUCACUGACUUAAAAAGGAAAUACUCAUUUAGAUUGCACAUUGGUAAGGACAUUGCCCGACCCUGGAAACUCAUAUACUACAGAGCAAAGAAGAUGUUCGAUGUCAAUAAUUACAAAGGCAGAUAUAGCGAAGCAGACACCAAGAAGUUAAAGAUGUACCAUUCUCUCCAUGGAAAUGACUGGAAAAAGAUUGGAGAGAUGGUGGCCCGAAGUAGCCUCUCUGUGGCCCUGAAGUUCUCCCAGAUCAGCGCUGAAAGAAACCACGGUGCUUGGAGUAAGAAAGAAACCCAGAAAUUAAUUAAGGCUGUUGAAGAAGUGAUUCUAAAGAAAAUGUCUCACCAGGAGUGGGAUGAGGUUGAUUCCAGACUUCAAGAAAACCCUGAAGAUCGCCUGUCAGUUGUUCGGGAGAAGCUUUACAGGGGCAUAUCUUGGGUAGAAGUAGAAGCUAAAGUGGAAACCAGAAAUUGGAUGCAGUGUAAAAGUAAGUGGACAGAAAUUCUAACCAAGAGGAUGACUAAUGGCCAGAACAUAUACCGAGGAGUUAAUGGCCUACAGGCCAAAAUCAAUCUUAUUGAAAGGUUAUAUGAAGAAGAUGUGGAAGAUGCUAAUGAAAUAGACUGGGAAGAUCUUGCCAGUGCCAUAGGGUGCAGAAUGAGCACGUGUUGCUGGUGCACACCAGGCGGCCUUUCCACCGUUGACUUCCUGAAGUGCUAUGCAUCUAAGGUCCAACCCAGUGAAUUUCAGACAGCUGAUGAAGACCUCUGCUACUGCUUAGAGUGUGUGGCUGAAUACCACAAAGCAAGAGAUGAAUUACCAUACUUGCAUGAGGUUUUAUGGGAAUUGGAAACCUCACGUCUGGUAAAUCACUUUGAAAAAUCCAUGAAAGCAGAAAUUGGCGAUGAUGAUGAAUUAUAUAUAGUAGACAAUAAUGGAGAGGCACAGUUGUUUGACUUUACUGGCCAAGACUUUGAAAAUAAGCUUCGAGUUCCUCUUCUUGAAAUACUCAAAUAUCCAUACCUGCUUCUACAUGAACGUGUUAAUGAAUUAUGUGUUGAAGCACUUUGUCGGAUGGAACAAGCCAAUUGCUCCUUUCAGGUUUUUGACAAACAUCCUGGGAUCUAUUUGUUUUUGGUACAUCCCAAUGAAAUGGUUCGGCGCUGGGCUAUCCUGACUGCAAGAAACUUGGGGAAAGUGGACAGAGAUGAUUAUUAUGACUUACAGGAUGUUUUAACUUGCCUUUUUAAAGUCAUUGAGUUAGGACUUUUAGAAAGUCCAGAUAUUUAUACUACUUCUGUCCUUGAGAAGGGUAAACUGAUUCUUCUGCCCUCGCACAUGUAUGAUACUACCAACUACAAAAACUACUGGUUAGGUAUUUGCAUGCUGUUGACUAUUCUUGAGGAGCAAGCCAUGGAUUCUCUGUUGUUGGGCUCGGAUAAACAAAAUGAUUUUAUGCAGUCAAUACUUCACACUAUGGAGAGACAAUCAGAUGAUGAUAGUGUGGAUCCUUUUUGGCCAGCAUUACACUGUUUCAUGGUGAUUCUGGAUCGCCUGGGAUCUAAGGUCUGGGGUCAACGUAUUGACCCUAUUGAGGCAUUGCAAACCAUUAUCAACAAUGGGAGCUACAAUAGAGAGAUCCAGAACAUCCGAAAUAGUUCUGUGAGGACCAAGAUAGAACCGGAGUCAAAUUUGGAUGAUAUGGUGACUUGCAGUCAGAUGGUAUACAAUUAUAAUCCUGAAAAGACCAAAAAGGAUUCUGGAUGGAGAUCUGCCAUUUGCCCAGAUUAUUGUCCUAACAUGUAUGAAGAAAUGGAAACAUUAGCCAAUGUGCUUCAGUCAGAUAUCGGUCAAGACAUGCGUGUUCAUAACAGCACAUUUCUGUGGUUCAUACCUUUUGUUCAGUCCCUCAUGGAUCUUAAGGAUUUGGGUGUUGCUUACAUAGCAGAGGUUAUUCAUCACCUGCAUUCUGAAGUCAAAGAUGUACUCAACCAAACAGAUGCUCUGUGUGACAAAGUCACCGAAUUUUUUCUUCUAAUUUUGGUAUCAGUGAUUGAACUGCACAGAAAUAAAAAAUGUUUGCAUUUGCUGUGGAUUAGUUCCCAGCAGUGGGUGGAAGUAGUUGUGAAAUGUGCCAAACUUCCUACCGCUGCAUUUGCACGGAGUUCUGAGAAGUCAUCUGGAAAUUGCUCCAAAGGAACAGCAAUUAUCUCAUCACUGUCAUUGCAUUCAAUGCCAUCUAACUCUGUACAACUUGCUUGUGUGCAGCUGAUUAGAAGUCUCCUUAAAGAAGGUUAUCAGCUUGGGCAGCAAACUAUUUGUAAGCGAUUUUGGGAUAAGCUUAACUUACUCCUUCGGGGAAAUUUAUCACUAGGUUGGCAGUUGACCAGUCAGGAGACCCAUGAGUUACAAGCUUGUUUAAAGCAAAUUAUUAGAAACAUAAAAUCAAAAGUACCUCCAUGUAGCACUGUGGUGGAUCUGAGUCUGGCAGGUAAAACCCCUCUUGCAUCUUAUAAUAAAGAAAAAAGUGAAGAAACAGGGAAGAAAUCAAUAAAAGAUAUUCAUUAUGUGGAAAAUUCCAGCCCAGCAUUUUCUAAAGAACCAAUGAAAGGUGAUCUAUAUCAAGUGCCAGAGAGUACAUUGAUCAAAGCAAGUAGCACUAUGGAUGAGCAUGAUGAGGAUGAUUAUAUUAUAAAGGAUUUGAAACUAGAAGACCAUCUCUCAGCUGAGUCAUGUUUAAAGCAGAGUAGUAAAAGCCUUUGUACUGAAAAAGCUAAAACUCGAGUUAAAGUAAGUAGAGGGAAGCAGAAGUCUGUAAAAGAGAAUUCCUCGUAUACGCCACAGAAUUGUAUUUCAAGAAAUGGCCCAGAAAAGGGAAGUGACAGAGGAAUAAUCAUACCGACACAUUUGUUGACUGAUUCUAGUGCUGAAUCUCUGGAGAAAGUGUCUACAUCAAAUGAGGAUUUCUCUUUAAAGGAUGAUACUCUUGGUAAACCCUCAAAACCAAAAACUAAGGCACAGAAAGAUGAAAUCUGUGCAAAAUUAUCACAUGUAAUAAAGAAGCAACACAGGAAAAGUACUUUGGUCAGUAAUGCUAUCAGUUUAGAGGAAAAUCUGACUGCAUCUAACCCUGAGAGUUUCCAUUCAAGGAAGGAUACAGGGGCCGGCUUUAUACACAACCUGUCUGUAGAUCCUAAUGGCAUUCUGGAUGAUAAUAAAAAUGGAAAACAAAAUUCUAUAAACAGUUUGUUACCAAAAAAGAAACAAUUAAAGAAUGAAGAGUUAGAUAUUUUCUCUUCACAUGAAAACAGUUGUAAAAUACAGAAAUGUCAUCUUGAUGAUAAAGAUUUGGUCUCAUUUACAGAAAUGACCAAUACUUUAGUGAAGAAAAUGUCUCCCUUUAAAGAUCCAGUGACUGUACUUGAAUCAAGAGAGAAGGAAACGAGUAAGAGUUUUGAUCUGGUUUCUUCUAACCUGACAGGAGAACAGGCACCUGAUAUCAGUGCUAAAUUUGAUAUCUUAACGGAUUCUCAGGUAGACAGAGACCUCCACAAAUUAUCUUUAAUAGCUCAAGCCAGUGUUACUAAGUUUCCAUCAGAUUCAACUCAAAAAAGCCCAUCCCAAUUCCAAAGAAAAGUAAAAGAUGAUAAAAGAUGUUUCACAACUAACCAGAAUAAUGUCAGAGACACCAGCCAUGGACAAGUUAUUAUUAUCUCGGAUUCUGAUGAUGAUGAUGAUGAAAGAGUUCUGGGUCUUGAGAAACACAUUAAACAGGACAAAUUAUGCAUUAAGAAAGAAUGUCCAGAGCCGUGUGUUUCAAUAGUUAAUAGUAAUGUGGAAAAGAAGCUAAUCAAGGAAGAAAAAACAAAGCCUUUUUUGGAUGUUGAGGAAUCUGAAUCUCAAUCUUUUGAGUUUGAAAGUUCAUCUGAAAUGUUUUCUGUUUGGCAAGAUCAUAAAUUAAACAAGAAUUCAGUUCAGGAGGAAGAAAAAAAGUCGUGUUUGACUCACAUGUCUGAUAUCACAAACGAUUGGGGCUAUGAUACAGAUUAUGUACCUGAAGAAGUUACUAAAAAAGUAGAGAGCAUUAAAGGACACAAAGAACCACAGAGUACUUCUGUUGACAAAAUUUGUGAAAUUGAAGUAAAAAAGCCUAGGAGAAAACGAUCUGAAAAAAUAAUGUCUGAAGAUCCUCUAAGGCCUUCAUCUUCUGUCAGAAAUGAAGACCAGUCUCAUACUCCUACUGAGAGAGAGAUUCCUGAAAAUGAUUUUAAAAAAAGUAUAGACACAAAGCCUACAACUUCCAGUUCAAGUAUUCAGAGAGCCUCUGCGGUUACACCAAAGAAGUCUUCACCAAAGCCUCAUCAUUCAGAACCCGUUAGGAGAGGUCCACUUCCUAAAACCUCUAAGAAAGCACAUUCAGAUGCCAAAAAAGGACAGAGUAAAAAUAUAAAUUACUUAAGUUGUAGGACAACUCCUGCAAUAGUGCCAGCAAAGAAACCUCGCACCUGUCCUGAGCCAUCCUCAACAGUUGAGAAACUUGGUCUGAAAAAGGGUCCUCGUAAAGCAUUUGAGUUGUCCCAGGAUUCUUUAAAAUGUUUAGCUCAGUUACGUCAUCAUGGCAAAAGUGUUGGAGUAAUUGAUACCAGAAAAAAGACUAAAUUAAUUUCUCCUCAGACUCUCACUGUCAAAAAUAACAAGAAACUCUUAACCAGUCAAGAUCUGCAGUUGCAAAGGCCCCUGAGAUCCAAAUCCAAAAAAAAUAGACAAGGUCUUUUUGAUUGUGAAAGUACAGGUACCAUAAGAGCAGGACCACAGACAGCACAGAAUUCUGACAAGCUUGUACCAGAAUCUGAUAGAUCGGAUCAUACAGGAAGAACUGAGACACUUGCCGACAGUAGUGGAAGACAGUUAGUAAAAAGCACAUCUUCUGAACCAGAAACCGUAAAAGCAAACUCUGUGUCUCAGGCAACUGAUGAUGCUUGUCUUUUGAACCAGUGUAAUUCUGUAGCGUUAAAUGGAAGAAUACCAACAAAUGAAACACUCGUCUCUCCUGCAGAGGACCCUUCAGGUGGACGCAAUCUAACAGUACGUCAUACAAAGGUGGCAAAUUUGAAAGUGGGAGAACCUGAAUCUGACAGUGAUACAGAGGCAGAUAAUUUAUUUUUAACACAAAAUGAUCCUGAAGAUAUGGAUUUGUGUUCACAAGUAGAGAAUAAUAAUGGUAAACUCAUUGAACUAGUUUUUGGAAAGAAUACAGUUGAGGUGGAAGAAGGUUCUGUAAGUCGGCCUCAGUUGGAAUCUUUGAGUGGCUCAAAGUGUAAGUACAAAGAUUGUGUUGAAAUCACGAAAAACCAGAGUGAAUACUGCUCAAAACACUGUGAAGCUAAAGCAGCAGAUGAAGAUGUAUUUCGUAAACCUGGCUUGCCUCUUUCUGCAUCUAAACCUUCAAGACCUUCCACUACUAAGAUUUUUAGCUCAAGUAGUACUUCGCGAAUUGCUAAUCUUUCCAAGACUUUGGAAAGUACUUCAGCACUAAAAAAUAAGCCAAAUGGGGUGCAACAGCCAUUUACUCCAACAUCUCUAAAGCCAAUGGGGGAAAUGAAGAUUCCGUACAAUAUUCUUCAUUCUCAGACUCCAAAUAAUUCUGGCAGGCAAGGUUAUAAACUUCCUUUUGGUGAGAACAGAUCUUUUCCAACUUCCUCUCCAGUAAACAUCAUGUUGUCUUCACAGUCCCUCUCUGACACCUUUGUUAAAGAGGUGUUAAAAUGGAAGUAUGAAAUGUUUUUGAACUUUGAUCAGUGUGGGCCCCCUGCAAGUCUUUGUCAGUCCAUCUCAAGACCUGUGCCUGUCAGAUUUCAAGAUUGUGGAGAUUAUUUUAAUGUCUUUUUCCCUUUGAUGGUACUGAAUACUUUUGAAACAGUGGCACAGGAAUGGCUCAGCUCUCACAAUAAAGAGAUUUUCUAUCGGUUGAAUUUACGAAAAUUUCCUGCUGAUUAUAAAAAAUGCUGGGAAUUUGUAGUUUACCUGGAGGAAGUUGAUCUGGCUAAACAGCUUCAUCCAAAGGAAAAUGAUUUGGUGUUUUUGGUUCCUGAGAGACAAAAUGGAGAGAAGAAAGAUACAGAGAGAAAUUGCACGAAGGAUCUCUAUGAAUAUUACUGUGGUUAUGUUCACAAGUUUCGGCGUACUUCAGUCAUGCGUAAUGGGAAAUCUGAGUGUUGCCUUUCCAUCCAGACUCAAGAUAACUUGCCAGCCAAGUUAAAUGAAUUUGUGACGUGUAUUGUAAUCAGUUCUCUAGUAACUACACAAAGGAAAUUGAAAGCCAUGUCUCUGUUAAGUGGUCGGAACCAACUGGCUAGAGCGGUUCUAAAUCCAAACCCCAUGGACUUCUGUACAAAAGAUUUACUAACUACAACGUCUGAGAGAAUUAUUGCCUACUUAAGAGAUUUUAAUGAAGACCAAAAGAAAGCAAUAGAAACUGCAUAUGCCAUGGUGAAGCACUCACCAUCAGUUGCCAAAAUCUGCCUGAUUCAUGGUCCACCUGGAACAGGAAAAUCAAAAACUAUUGUUGGCCUCCUGUACCGCUUGCUGACAGAGACCCAGAGACGGGGGCAUUCGGAUGAAAACUCCAAUGCCAAAAUCAAACAGAACCGGGUCCUCGUGUGUGCACCUUCCAAUGCAGCUGUGGAUGAACUAAUGAAAAAAAUUAUCCUUGAAUUCAAAGAAAAGUGUAAAGAUAAGAAGAAUCCUUUGGGAAACUGUGGAGAUAUAAAUUUAGUACGACUGGGUCCAGAAAAGUCUAUUAAUAAUGAAGUUCUAAAAUUCAGUUUGGACAGCCAGGUUAACCACAGAAUGAAAAAAGAUUUACCUUCUCAUGUUCAAGAGAUGCAUAGAAGAAAGGAGUUUCUAGAUCGCCAACUAGAUGAGCUUUCCCGGCAGCGAGCUUUAUGCCGAGGUGGACGGGAGAUACAGAGGCAAGAAUUAGAUGAAAAAAUUGCCAAAGUUUCAAAAGAAAGGCAGGAACUUGCUUCUAAAAUUAAGGAGGUUCAAGGACGCCCACAGAAAACACAGAGUAUCAUCAUACUAGAAUCUCAUAUCAUCUGCUGCACAUUGAGCACAAGUGGUGGUUUACUGCUAGAGUCUGCUUUUCGAGGGCAAGGGGGUGUUCCCUUCAGUUGUGUCAUUGUUGAUGAGGCUGGGCAAUCUUGUGAAGUUGAGACUCUGACUCCGCUCAUCCAUCGCUGCAACAAGCUGAUCCUAGUAGGAGACCCUAAACAGCUCCCCCCAACAGUCAUUUCGAUGAAAGCACAGGAGUGUGGCUAUGACCAGUCGAUGAUGAAAGCACAGGAGUACGGCUAUGACCAGUCGAUGAUGGCUCGCUUCUACAAACUGCUGGAAGAGAAUGUAGAGCACAAUGUGAUUAGCAGGCUGCCCGUUUUACAGCUCACCAUUCAGUACAGGAUGCAUCCAGACAUAUGUCUCUUCCCGUCUAGUUAUGUUUAUAACAGAAACUUGAAAACAAAUAGACUGACAGAAGCCAUUCGGUGUUCAGCAGACUGGCCAUUUCAGCCUUACCUUGUGUUUGAUGUUGGAGAUGGAUCAGAAAGACGGGAUAAUGACUCAUACAUAAAUGUUCAAGAAAUUAAACUGGUGAUGGAAAUAAUUAAGCUUAUUAAAGAGAAAAGAAAGGAUGUUACUUUUCGAAACAUUGGCAUAAUAACCCAUUACAAGGCCCAGAAGACAAUGAUUCAGAAGGAUUUGGACAAAGAGUUUGAUAGAAAAGGACCUGCUGAAGUAGAUACCGUGGAUGCUUUCCAGGGUCGUCAGAAGGACUGUGUUAUCGUUACGUGUGUUAGAGCAAAUGCCAUGCAAGGCUCCAUUGGAUUCCUGGCAAGUUUGCAGAGAUUGAAUGUCACCAUCACACGAGCCAAGUACAGCCUCUUUAUCCUUGGACAUUUAAGGACCCUAAUGGAAAAUCAGCAUUGGAAUUACCUGAUCCAGGAUGCUCAGAAGCGUGGUGCCAUUAUUAAGACCUGCGACAAAAACUAUAGACAUGAUGCAAUGAAGAUUCUGAAACUCAAACCUGUACUACAGAGAAGUCUGACUCACCCCCCCACCAUAGCCCCAGAGGCAUCCAGACCCCAGGGCGGCUUGCCCAGCAACAAGCUGGACAGCGGAUUUGCCAGAACAUCUUAUGCUGCUUCUCUGUACCACACGCCCCCUGACUGUAGUGAAUCUACUGUUACUUCAAAGGAUCUUGAAAGGUCACCUGUUCAGGAGCUCCGAGACCCACGACUGCUUAGGAGGAUGAAUGCUGAAGCCAAAGGAAAAUUCAUCAGGAGUCCACAACCCUCGAGCCCCCAGCGUCUUGGAGCAACACCUCCUGCAGAAGAGCCCGGCUCCCCUGUCACUCAGCAGGGUCUGGGGUGUGGUGUGCAGCAGUCCACUUCUAAAGCAGCCCCUGGGAGCAGCCACAAACCUCAUGUGCAGUGUGAAUCUCCAGCUGCCAGUACUGAUGCUGCAAAUAAUAAGAGAAAAUAUAGUGACCUGGAAGAGGGACUCAGUCACAGGAGAGAGACCAGGGCUCCCAGUGAAGGGGAGCCGGAGAAGCAGGGCUCUGUGACUGAUCACACCCAGAGGAACUCUAGCUGGGACAAGUGGAGACAGGAGAAUGAGGACAGCAGUUCUAAGAAAAGAAAGCAUACGUAGUAAAGCCAGAUGACCCAGACCGUCAGCCACAGCAUCAUUGUAAACUUAGGAGGGCCAGCUGAUGGGACAUCCACAUAAGAUUAUUUUUUCCUUUAAGGAGUUUGUGUGCUGUUGAAAAACAUGAAAAUGCCUCCUAACGCCUGAGCCUGUGGUCAUCUUCAGGACUUAUGUCAGAUGCAAAAGCUUUCAGAGGGCACUUGUGUAUCCGUAAUAACGUCCUUGAAGCUGGAAACUCAAAAUGUUGAUUUCUUGUUCUUCUGUAGACAAGGAGGUCAGACUGGAAUGUUUUGAAUGUUACAAAAGUUCAAGUGUAUAUUUGUAUAGCAAAUAACAAAAUCCUUUUAAAAUUUAAUCUAGUAGGCCACUUUUCUUUCCCCUGUUUAAAAUGUUAAAUCAUUUUCAAUAGAAAAAAACAUAUUUUAAAAAGGCAGGAGGAGGGCAAGUCUUUUCACAACCGUUGCAUGGCAAGACAGUUUGCUUCUGCAGCCUAGCUGAGUCGGUGGUAGGCUAACUUAAAGGGGAAAAAAAAUGGAGUCACCGAGGGAAAACUUUGAGAACAGUUAUGUUAGGAAAGUUCUGCUGAUAGACAUUUUUAGUUGAGACACCUUGUCACUGCUUAGGAGGAUGGGUUUAUUACAUUUCUGUGAUGAGUUUACCUAUUUUAGUACAUACUUGUUCCUUAGCUAAAAUUCUUAACUCUUCUUGAAAUAGAAAGAUAUGAUAGGACAGAGUAAAUCUCGAACUCUCACUCAUAAUACCCUCAGCAUAUGUGACCUUCCUGUGACUGCUGAGAUACAUCUAAAUGAGUGCUGGGCUGGCUUCCGAAGAUUCAGACAAAUCUUAACUAAUUUUCAGGAGAGCUAGGGAAGUUAUGUGUUAAACACUUAAUUCCUAAGGGAUCCUGAUGACCAGGCAGCUUGGGAACCACUGGGGCAGGCCAAUAGAAUAUUUCAAGCAGGAAAGAAACACCCUUUCCCAACAAUGGAGGGCAAAGAGGAGUUUAGUGGGUAGAUUUCCCGUGAACUUAGAAAUCAUUUAACUGACGAAAAUACACUGUUGUUGUGGAAUAUCAAUUGGGUGUUUUCAGCUACUGUUAGAAGCGAUUGUGCUUUUGUGAAAGAAAUUUAGCCAUGGGAUAAGGAAGGGGCUGCCCUAUUUUGUCCAGUUUUCCAAAUACCCACACAGAACGAACUUGGAGUAACCUAAGCUUGUACUCUAGACAGCUGCAGUAACAAAUGGUUUGGAGUGAAUACUGUGUAGCCCAUUAGCUAAUUCAGGGCAGAAAAUUCCCUGAAAUGUACACUAUUCAUUCUCUGUCUUCUGCUUUUUAAGCAAAAAAUUUUGUGUUAGAAAUUCUACUGAAGCAGGUUAGAAAGAGCUUUAACAAAACAGCUUUUAGUUGCUGGAAGUUUGAACGUUCUGUUCAUUACUUGUGCUUCUCCCUUUGGUGUCCAGCCAUCUGUCUAAUGUCGACUGAACACUCCUGAAACUCAGGGAGCAGAUGCCUUCUUAGAGAGCUUUGUCCCAACAGAGCCUUCCUAUUUGCGGGUGAAGAGGUUUUGUCCUUGGCCAUGCAGUUUAAGAAAGCACAGGAGGCGGGUACGGAGUGAGCCCCACUGUGGCUGGGUCAGGCGAGAAAUCUCACUGUUACUUUAAGUUUACUUCCCUGUUAUCUUGGUGAAGUGCUCAGUUUAGCAGAGACUUGUAGUGGUGACUACUUAAGGAAUCUGAAAUUCUCAAAGCUUCUAAAGGAGGCGUGACAAAAAUAGUUGUGGUCAGAACUUCACCCUUUCUGCUCAUAUUAAUAUUAACAUAUGAAUUAAGAAACAGGUUUUCCCCAAAAUGCAUACUGCCACACGCUGAAUAGUACUUUUUCAGCUAAAUUUGGUGCCUCUUGGCUCAUAGCUCACUAGGUCUUAACAAGGAAGAAUUAGGAGAGCUGCCCCAUCCUAACAGAUCGGCCUAUGUCCCUGACAGCCUCUCCCAGCAUAAUGCAGUCUACCUGAUGUUACCUUUGAAACUUGGUUACUACAUUUGGUAAAAGUAUUUGUAGGAAGCAUCUCGUGUACAUUGUGGCCUUUUUGGAUGUGGCUGUCGCAGCCUUGUUGAAUGGUAGUGAAAAGUAUGGCUCUUCGCUUCAUUCUUGCCAUAGCAUUAAAAGAAAGUGCCCUGUCUUUUUUCAAUAUUAGGUAUUUCAACAUGAAUAUAUACUACUUAAAAACUUGUUUUGCUUCUUUGUGUAUAAUCUGCCUUGAAUUUAUUGUACAGUUUGUUUAGUUAUAUAUUUUCAUGGGUUAUCAGGAGUAAAUUUGAUAAGUACAUGUGAAUAACCUCCUGUAAAUGAAUUUUGUAACAAAAAUGUACUAAACUAUUUUCCAAAAUUA
Molecule: messenger RNA, 12542 nt
Organism: Nycticebus coucang (slow loris)
Lineage: Eukaryota; Metazoa; Chordata; Mammalia; Primates; Lorisidae
Gene: SETX
Product: senataxin
Exons: 34
Coding region: 52-10158 (3368 amino acids)
Molecular function (GO): helicase activity
Source: RefSeq, a predicted model, not a curated record